ACUCACUCAGUCACGAAAGGUGUGUCACCGGCAUGACGUCACGCCCAUACCUGAGUUUCGGUGAGGGAAAAAAGGGGGAAGGACCGAGCCGAGUGGAAAACAUCCGCGCCUGUUCUUGGUCCGCAGUGAGUCCCGCUGCUGCUGUUAAUGUUCACCGGAUUCCUCGUCUGUGAUUAUCGGUGAUCGAUGACCGUGUUCACAGGGAGAGGGGACGCGGAUUAGCGGAGGUCAGACUGCGGACGUCUUCUUUCCCGGAGGUCGAUUCUCAGGCCGAGAAGAAAACACCUCGUUCACUUCCUGGUUCGCCACAGUCAGGAUGUCGGUCACUCCUCGACGUGUCCGCUUGAAGCCCUGGUUGGUGGCGCAGGUGGACAGCGGGCGCUACCCGGGCCUGGUGUGGAUAAACCGCGACGCCAUGCGCUUCCGGAUCCCGUGGAAACACGCGACGCGGCACACGCCGCAGCACGAGGACGAGGACACGAUAUUUAAGGCGUGGGCCGUGGAGACGGGGAAAUUCCAGGAGGGAGUCGACGAACCUGAUCCCGCAAAGUGGAAGGCCCAGCUCCGGUGUGCGCUGAACAAGAGCCGGGAAUUCAACCUCGUCUACGACGGCACCAAGGAGGUCCCCAUGAAUCCUCUGAAGAUCUACGACGUCUGCGACAUCCCACAGCCGCUCAGUAACCAAGCCUCUUCAGACGCUGGCUCUUGGACUCCACAUGAAGAGAACGGUGGUGAGGAAGACGCUCCAGAUACACCAGAGUCCCUUCCUCCGUACCAAUCCAAUGGUCCCAGUCCGUCCCCUCUCAUCAUGUGGUCUCCGAUGAGCUCGGACUCGUCCAUGCAGCCGCCAAGUUGUUCCUCUUCCAACGAGGCCUGGCCCAAAGAAGAGCCCGGUAAAAUCUGGCCUAAAGAGGAGCCAGUGGAUGUGGAGAUGCAGCCCACACCCAUGGCGGACAUGCCCCCCGCUCCUCUAGCUGACCCCAUCCUGCAGCCCUCUCCUCUGACCGAUGCCUUGUUUGCCUCGCCGGAAACAUGGAUCAGUUCUCUCCCGAUGACAGACCUGGAGGUGCAGUUUCAGUACCGGGGAAAGGAAAUGUGUCCCACGAUGACCGUCAGUAACCCCCAGGGCUGCAGGCUGUUCUACGGGGACCUGGGCCCCAUGGUCAACCAGGAGGAGCUGUUCGGGCCGGUGAACCUGGAGCAGCUCCGCUUUCCCACCACGGAGCACAUCGCCAACGACAAGCAGAGGGUCUUCACGAACCGCCUGCUGGAUGUGAUGGACAGGGGUUUGAUCCUGGAGGUCAGCGGCCACGACAUCUACGCCAUCCGCCUCUGCCAGUGCAAGGUGUACUGGUCCGGCCCCUGCGCUCCAAACCCGGCCGCGCCGAAUCUUAUAGAGCGACAGAAGAGGGUGAAGCUCUUCUGCCUGGAGUCUUUUCUCAGCAGUGUGAUAGCACAACAGCGUGGUCAGAUGCCGAACCCCCCUCAGUUUGAAAUCAACCUGUGUUUCGGAGAGGAGUGGCCUGAUGGAAGACCCCGAGAGAGGAAACUUAUCAUGGUCCAGGUGAUCCCAGUGGUUGCCCGCAUGAUAAGCGAGAUGUUCUCCGGCGACAACACGCGAUCCUUUGACAGCGGCAGCGUUCGCCUGCAGAUUUCAGUCCCCGACAUCAAAGACAACAUAGUGACCCACCUCAAGCAGCUGUACUGCCUGCUGCAGACCCACCAGGGCCAGGACGGCUGGGCGCUGCCCCCGGGGUCAGGUCUGAACAUCACUCAGGCUCUGCAGGCUCAGUGAAACCAUCCACACACACACACACACUCGCCUGUAUCUACUGAGAGCUACAUUAGUGUAGCAAAGAAGUACUUAUUGUGAUCGUAUUGAGACGUGUGCACGGUGUAGUGUAGGAUGCUUUUCCUCUGAUACGACAGUGCUGUACAUAGAGGCCCCGCUGUAGUCUUGCAUUAUUUGUGCAGGAAACCUCCCGCGGGCCAAAGUCCUCGUCGCUCGCUGCAAGGGAAUAUUUAACAUAGUUAAUGAGUUACAGAAAUUGCCUUGUGUGCUCUAUUUAUCCAAAAAAAAACAGGUCAGUGAUUACCAAACUGUCGUUCAGGAAAAUUGGGCAAAAUGCCUUUAUAUUUUUUGAUCUUCCCAAAGCUUAAGAAGUGACACAUCUGUUAAGGGGUUUGUUUGUUUGUAUGAUUUAAGAGAAAAGUUUCCCUGCUGUUUCAUGUUAGGCUUUCAAAGAUUUUUAACAUUACUGUAGGGGAGGGGGGAGAAAGUCUUCCCUGCAGUUUUGUCUCAAGUCAUUUUAUUUUUUUUGUCAUUUAUAUUGUAGCAUAUUACGUUUUCAUAUCUUUUGAUUUUUAAGCCUACUUCAUGUACGCUAACCCGGCAGCCAUUUAACUAAAUCACAUUCAGCUACAGGGAUCUGUUUCAGUAAGGACGCCACUGCACUUUGGGGGGAGCUGAAUGUUGUUUUAUGUUUAGUUGAAUGAAUGUAAGUGCAUUUAUCAUGUGAUUGUAUCUUUAUUUUAUCAAUAAAAUUGCCAAAAUAA
Messenger RNA from Solea senegalensis (Senegalese sole), 2556 nucleotides. RefSeq names its product interferon regulatory factor 6 (gene irf6). Gene Ontology annotation, cellular component: nucleus. Lineage: Eukaryota; Metazoa; Chordata; Actinopteri; Pleuronectiformes; Soleidae. Gene Ontology annotation, molecular function: RNA polymerase II cis-regulatory region sequence-specific DNA binding; protein binding; DNA-binding transcription factor activity, RNA polymerase II-specific. Gene Ontology annotation, biological process: immune system process; regulation of transcription by RNA polymerase II. Bases 317 to 1795 code for a protein of 492 amino acids. The transcript has 8 exons. The record is from RefSeq and is a predicted model, not a curated record.